CCCACUUUUUACCUAUAAAUUUAUUCUUAUUUAUUUCCUUUCCCAGAUUUUAUGACAUUUGAAGAAAGCAAUGUUAGGGAGACUAUUCCUGCAGAAAUUUUACCCUUCCUCAAACAAAGACCAGAGUUAACAAUUUUUGAAACCAAACAGCAACCACCACCUACUUCUAAAAUGAUGAAUUUGUACCACUGUGACGUGUGUCCAUUUGAGACGCAUUCGGCUGGAGCUUUCCAGUCACACAUGGAAGGCCACAAACCUUACAAAACACAUGACUGCCAGACAUGUGGCAAAGGAUUUAAAACUGCAGGAAGACUUCAUGCUCACAUGCAGACUCAUGAGCCUGGACAACCUUUUGUAUGUGUGUAUUGUGAGAAAAAAUUCAAGCAUAAUUCUUCAUUGAGGACUCAUAUGAAAAUACAUUUGGGUAUUGACAUUCAUUGCCCCAUGUGUGAUAAAACUUUUAAUAAUAAUGCUGCUAUGAAGAAACAUUUAGCAGUUCAGCACCAAAUGGAUGAUUUUCAGAAAUAAAUGGUUCUUGGUGUAUCCAACAUUGAAUCAUUGGAUGUAAAUUUCACAUCUGUUUCACCUCUCUUUCAG
Uloborus diversus is the source of this 597-nucleotide messenger RNA. Its product is annotated as gastrula zinc finger protein XlCGF32.1-like. Gene Ontology annotation, molecular function: RNA polymerase II cis-regulatory region sequence-specific DNA binding; DNA-binding transcription factor activity, RNA polymerase II-specific. NCBI's taxonomy places the organism in Eukaryota, Metazoa, Arthropoda, Arachnida, Araneae, Uloboridae. The coding region runs from base 52 to 528 and encodes 158 amino acids. The transcript has a single exon. Gene Ontology annotation, biological process: regulation of DNA-templated transcription. The record is from RefSeq and is a predicted model, not a curated record.